This is a messenger RNA of Halteromyces radiatus, 657 nucleotides long. RefSeq lists its product as uncharacterized. The transcript has a single exon. NCBI's taxonomy places the organism in Eukaryota, Fungi, Mucoromycota, Mucoromycetes, Mucorales, Cunninghamellaceae. The record is from RefSeq and is a predicted model, not a curated record. The coding region runs from base 1 to 657 and encodes 218 amino acids.
AUGCGUCAUUCUUUGAUUCUUAGUGUUUCUUCCGCCGUUAUCUUAUUAAUGAGUAGUAUGACGAUGGCAGCUCCUUUGGUGGGCACAGAUGGUGUCACUCAUAUACUUGGAGAUCAAAAUCAACAAGCUGGUGUUCAAGCAGGUACAGGAUUGGAAAAUGUGAUGGUGGAUCUAGUUAAACGUCAUGACAAGAAGAAAAACGAGAACAAAGACAAUAAUGAUACAUCUGAUGAUGCUACUUCUGUAACUGAUGAUAAUCAACAAGGACAACAGGAGGAUGGUCAAGAUACAAGUGAUGAUGCUUCUUCUUGGAAUAAAUCAGAUGAAAAGCAAACAACUCCUUCAGGAGAUGAAUCUACUGAUAUUGCUGGUGUCCAAGUGGCCAAGGAUCCCGUGCAUCAUGUUUUGAGUGAUGCCUCUGCUGGUUCUCCAUUGGUCGGUGUCGAGACAAAUACGCGACAUUUGUUGAAGGGAAAUCCUAGUGACAAGCAAGAUGCUGGUGCUGUGAUGAAUAGACUGGCGAAAGCGGAUGAUGAUGCCUUGGUACGUGAACAUUCAACUCCUGAUUAUUAUGAAGGUGAUGUGGCUCCUGAUGUGAGCACCAAUGGUGUUCUUCAAGCUGUGGACGGGUUAUUAGGAAAAACCUCUUUAGUCUAG